CACAGAGAGAGAACAGAGCAAGUGAGAGGACGGCUGCUGUGUCGAGCGUCAAGAGGAGAGAAGAACACAGGAGGAAACUCCAGUACCAUCCAUUAAGCUAUAACCUCUAACAAGUGUGAGUGGACAUCUGGACAUCUGGACAGCAAGACCAGUGCGAUGAUGGGCUGUACACUCAGCUGAGACAAACCUAAACAGCAAUCUUAAAUCCAUAAAAUUAAACCAAAGCCUGAUCCAAUGCAUCCAGCUACCGACUUCUACUUCGGCUGUGCCUAGCAAGGAGCCUGAUGACCACCAAAAAGCUGCAGCAGAUUUUACAUAAUGCCAAGGUGAAGAGUGUGUGUAUUCUUGUGCUGAUGUGUGUGCCCCUUGCCAUGGGGGGUAUCCGUGGGCCCUGUCGUAACUCCCUGACCAAAGAACACCUGCUCCAUGUCAAAAACCUGAUCAAUAACCAGCUCCAGAGUGGUUGCUACAUUACCUACACAUUCAUUGAACGAAGAAGCCUGGGAAAGGUGUGCUACGUGAAGGCAGCUCUACCCUGGACACUGGAACUGCUGAGUACACAUUUCCACUAUGUCUCCAGCUCAGAAAAUGGCAAAAACGCCCGCACACUCAAAGCCUUAAUACUAAACCUCUACUCCCAGCAUUGUGUUCCUGCCAUCAAUGAAGUAGAGGAGGACCCUGUGGCUUUUGAGCAUGUGUACUACGGUCCUCCCAAAGAGGCCUUGCUGAAGAUCCAGGAAGUGCUGUCCCUCUACCUGGAGAUCAUCACACAGAGCACCUCAGUAGUAGACUGGAGGUGUGAGGCAGAGUACGCCCAGUACGAGCCCUCGCCCUCGUCCACUAGCAUCCCAACAAGCACAGAUGAACCUGCAAAUGGACUCCUGGGCAGGAAGGCAAGAAGCGAAACAAGUGAAGAACAGCAUGCCUUUUACAAGCUUGGCUUUAUCACCGUGACUGCAUGUUGCGGAUUAUUGCUACCUAUCACAGUUUGCUGCUUCAUUAAGCUUAAGAGACUUCAAGAUAAUCUCCACCAAAUGCAGAUCAUGUCACAUGGGAGGUUCAAUCCAUACCAGCACAGCAUUGAGCUUCAGGAUCUAUCAGGUUUACCGCGACUACAUGCUUGACUUUCCUGCCAGAGCAAGCAUAUGGAGAAGCAGCAGGAGAACAUUCUUCCAUUGUUUCUCACAGACUACUUAGCAGACUGGAACACUUGCCAACACCAAGGCACAAAGCGUUUAUCACUUUGAGAGUCUAUUUUUUAUACAGAUGAGAUAUCUUUGUAUCUUGCAUU
Messenger RNA from Engraulis encrasicolus (European anchovy), 1291 nucleotides. RefSeq names its product colony stimulating factor 1b (macrophage) (gene csf1b). Bases 285 to 1124 code for a protein of 279 amino acids. Gene Ontology annotation, cellular component: membrane. The transcript is spliced from 9 exons. Gene Ontology annotation, molecular function: growth factor activity; cytokine activity. The record is from RefSeq and is a predicted model, not a curated record. Lineage: Eukaryota; Metazoa; Chordata; Actinopteri; Clupeiformes; Engraulidae.